GCUUCGAGGUGUGUCCAUAGAACUGUGCAGCAGCCCAUGGGCCCCUCAGCAGCUCUGGGCCCCGGUCACAGGAUCGCGCCCCUCCCCGGGCCCGUCCCUCUCAGCAGGAGUCUGAGCGCGCAAGGGGGAAACUUUCUGCGCUGUCAAUGACCGGCCAGACCCUCGGGGCUGGGAUUGGUCCAGCUUCGUCCUGCACGCAGAGGAGAGCCAGAGGCACUUUAGUGACUGAGGAUGCCGUCCGGUUAGGGAGCCCCUUGGAGGCACCUGCAGAGACUGACUCCUGAAGAAGGAAAACCGCUUUGCGCCGCGAGCCGCAAGACGGAGCCUGCACCCCGCGCACACAGAGAGGAGAGAUUUAUUUAUUUAAGUUAUAUAUUUAUUGGAAAUGGUAUUUAUUUAAAUUAUUUAUUUGGAAGAUUGUUGAUUUGUGUGUCGGUUCCCCGGAGAGGGGAGCCAGCUUUGACAUUUCUUUGGAAGGAUUUUUUUAAUGAGGAACAAGAUGAUGAUGAUGUGAACCAGAAAACAAAAUAUUAGACGCAGAGCCAGUUUAUUUUGGAAUUGUGUCUAUCUGUCUGUCUGUCUGUCUGUCUGUCUGUCCACACACCCAUUGGUAUAUCUAUCCCUCCAUCCUUUGAAAAGAUGAUGCUCAACUCAGACCAGACGGAAAUCGACGUGCCCCCAUCUCACUCAGAGACAGAGUCGGUCUUUAGCGACUGCGGGGGCCGCGGGGCUGGCGCGGAGGAGGCUAUUUUGGAAUUGUGUCUAUCUGUCUGUCUGUCUGUCUGUCUGUCUGUCCACACACCCAUUGGUAUAUCUAUCCCUCCAUCCUUUGAAAAGAUGAUGCUCAACUCAGACCAGACGGAAAUCGACGUGCCCCCAUCUCACUCAGAGACAGAGUCGGUCUUUAGCGACUGCGGGGGCCGCGGGGCUGGCGCGGAGGAGGCCGCCCACGCCACGCGGGAGCGCAUCCGUGUCGAGGCUUUCAACAUGGCCUUCGCCGAGCUGCGCAAGCUGCUGCCCACCCUGCCCCCCGACAAGAAGCUCUCCAAGAUCGAGAUCCUACGACUGGCCAUCUGCUACAUUUCCUACCUGAACCACGUGCUGGACGUCUGAGCCACUGAACCCAUGUCUGUCUGUCCGUCUGUCUGCUACGUCUCCUCCCAGAACCACGUGCUGGACGUCUGAGCCACCGAGCCCAUGUCUGUCUGUCCGUCUGUCUGCUACGUUUCCUACCUGAACCAUGUGCUGGACAGCACCGAGCCCAUGUCUGUCUGUCUGUCUGUCUGCUAUGUCUCCUAUCUGAGCAGCUGAGCCCACGUCCGUCUGUCUGCUGGGUCUCCUACCUGUACCAUAUGGUGGACGGCACUGAGCCCACAUCUGCCUGUCCAUCUGUCUGCUACAUCUACCUGAACCACGUGCUGGACAUCUGAGCUGCCAAGCCCACGUCUGUCUGUCUGCUGGGUCUUCUACCUGAACCAUGUGCCGGAUGUCUGAGCUGCCGAGCCCACGUCUGCCUGUCCGUCUGUCUGCUACAUCUCCUACUCAAGCCACAUGCUGGACAUUUGAGCUACUAAGCCCACAUCUGUCUGUCCAUAUUUCUCCUCCAUAUCCUUCCACCAACCCCAUCUCUGUCUGUCUGUCCGUGCAGCUACUAUACAUGUUACCUGACAACUUGCUGGAGACUGAGCCACUGAGCCGAGGCCCAUCCGUCCAUGUCUCCGACGUCCCUCCUGGUGGAUUGCUGAGCCACCGAGCUUUCAUCCAUCUGUCUGUCUGAGCCACAGGCCGGACCUCUUGAGCCACCAAGCCCCGUCUGCCCCUCCCCCAUCCAUCUCUCACUGGAACCCCGGGCCGGACGCCUGGCCCACAGCAGCUCUCAGCCCUGGGUUCUCGGCUCCUUCUGCCUGAGCAACAGCCUGGAGCGAGGGCGUCUCAGGCCUUUGUCUGUCGGCUGCAUCGUGCCCAGGGGCGCCGCACGUUGGGCUCCCCCAAGGCCCUGUCUCAAGCAGCUGCUGCAUUUCUGAGCUGAUGCCCGUGGCGGGCCCUGGAUCCAGGCAGACAUGAAGGGGAGUGCGACCUGCUGGGAGGCUGGGAGCCUUUGCACGGCCAGAGGCCCCUGCUUGUCCUGGCCUGGAGAGGAAUACCCAACGUGCCGCUAAGCACAAGGACGGACGACACGGGGCAGCCUCUCCAAGUGAGACAGCAGCAGCUUUCUGCAGGGCCCGGACCCUCGCGGUGGGUGGAAGGUGCCUGGUGAACAGGAAAGAGGUGUUUCCUCGCUCAGACCUGCUCCCGGAAACCUAACCCUUGCCCGUCCUGAGCCCCUCCUUUCCCCAGGCAGGCAGGGAAACUCGCCGCAAGUCAGUCCCCAGGGAUUUCAGUGCGCUGCUGCCACCAAGGCUGGAGCGCAGACUCCCAAGUCAAUGUCCACGUCAGCAUCCCAAAGGUCAGAGUCUGCGCCCGUCGCUGUUCGGAGACUCCAGUCUCCACAUCCUGCGGCUGUUUCUACCCAUGCAAAGCGAGUGUUUUGCACCCACUUUGCACUGGUAGAAGUGACUGUUCAGGGUGGACAGCACAGAAUCAAGCCCAGGGAGCUCAGAAUAGAUGCCCUUAGUGAGAGGGGUCCCGCUAGGGGAAAUGUGGCAACUCUUUACUCAAGCUUCCAGCCCCCACCGACGAUCUCAGAUGACUGGAUCUGUCUGCUGUAAUGAUCGGUGCAUAGUAAAUAAAUACAACUGACCUGUUUGUUGCCAUCAUUAGCCUUCAGAGUCAACACCCUAUUUUGAUGAUGAGAAGUCAUUGAUUUAUAAGGCCUCCAGUCUCCUCUGCUAUGCACCUUGUGUUGUCAUUAACCCCCAGGCAAAGCAGGUAUCAGGUCUUGCCUCCUGCUGGGUUUCCAGGCACCAGGUUUAACCCGUUAGUGGGACACCGUUUAUCACAAAAGAGCUCGGUUUGCACCAUUCUAGUUUAUCUCAGAGCCAACCUGGGCUAAUGUACGGGCUGCGCUGGGCAGCUGCACCUUUCAUGCGACCGCUGAGAUGUAGGCGCAAGCGACGGCUGCAGGGAACGGGAACUGGAUGAGCAAACCCCACAGGCAGCUGUGGAGCGCACAGCCCAGGUGGGCAACCAUGGGGCUGUGUGCCCCCGCAUGCUCCCUGGUGUGAAUCCCGAGCAGAGAAGGCCCCUCCCUCCCCUGCCAGCAAAUGUCCCUCCUUGGAGACCCAGACGCAGCUCUGGGGUUCACCUGGUGCCCUGCACUUCCUUGGAACCCCAACCCCAGUGUCCCAGCUCAGCAAAUCCCCCCCAAUGGCAAAGCCAAGCCUGGGGUAUUGGCAGAGAAGCUGAUUGGCAGACGUUAGAACCAAAGAGAAAUGGUGUUUGGCCAAUGAGAUCGCUGAGUGAGCGAACUGUAAACAAAACACAGAGCCUGCAGCCAAUCAGAAAAGAGCUGGAGCAGACCAAGUAAGCAAGCGUGAACUGUGUGGGUCUGAGCCUGCAAAACCCACCUGUCUAUUGGCCAAGGGUCUGCAGGGUGAGACUCUGUCAUUUAUCCCCAUACACACCUGUCUGUCCAUCUGUCUGUCCCCCUUCACUCGCUCACCUGGCCAGUGUCUCUGUCCGCCUGUCUGUCCCCAGCCACU
Pelodiscus sinensis (Chinese soft-shelled turtle) is the source of this 3641-nucleotide messenger RNA. RefSeq names its product nescient helix-loop-helix 1 (gene NHLH1). The record is from RefSeq and is a predicted model, not a curated record. NCBI's taxonomy places the organism in Eukaryota, Metazoa, Chordata, Testudines, Trionychidae. Gene Ontology annotation, molecular function: RNA polymerase II cis-regulatory region sequence-specific DNA binding; DNA-binding transcription factor activity, RNA polymerase II-specific; protein dimerization activity. Gene Ontology annotation, biological process: regulation of transcription by RNA polymerase II.